AAAGGGGAUCGAAAGAAAAGAAGUAUUGCAACUUGAAAUCCACCAUCUCCAAUUUAGGCAUAUAGCUCUAGUUCUCGCUCUCUAAGUUUUAAAAGUGGAGCACCGUGGCUUCGUCAAGCAAUUCAUCGCAGUCUCAGUCUCUGAGCAGGAGAAAAAGUUCAUCUGUGAGUGUUUCAUCAAAUUCACAAUCACACCAUAACAACAAUAAUAAUAAAGCUAGAAUCGUUUACCGAGAGAAACUUGGGGCGAAUUCAGAAGAUUAUCCAUUUUGGCAGAAAACUUGGUUUAUUGUACUCUUGCUUCUUAUGGCGUUGGCCUUCUUCUCCCUCGCUAUCUUCCUCUUUCUCUCACUUGAUUCCGAUUACUUUACUUCUUCUGUAUCUGCUGCUGCUGGUUCUCCAGGCGUCCAGGUUACAUAUGGGUCUGUGAUAAAAUUGAUGCAUGAGAAAACUAAAUUCAGGCUUCAUUCACAUGAUGUGCCUUAUGGCUCUGGAAGUGGCCAGCAAUCAGUUACAGGGUUUCCUAAUGUUGAUGAUGCUAAUAGCUACUGGGUUGUACACCCUGUUGCUGACACAUCUGUGAAGCAAGGGGAUACCAUCCAAAGCGGGACUGUUAUCCGCUUACAACACAUGAAGACUCGUAAAUGGUUACACAGUCACCUCCACGCAUCGCCUAUCUCUGGCAACCUAGAGGUAAGCUGUUAUGGAGGAGAGACGCAAUCUGAUACUGGAGAUAACUGGAAGCUUGAAAUCGAGGGUAAGGCCAACAUCUGGAGGCAAGAUCAGAAAUUUAGGCUUCAACAUGUGGACACUGGAGCCUAUCUGCACAGCCACGACAAGAAAUAUCAGCGCAUAGCCGGCGGUCAGCAGGAGGUUUGUGGUGUUAAAGAGAAGGGCCGGGACAAUGUUUGGCUUGCAGCAGAGGGUGUCUACCUCCCAGUUAGUGAUGGAAAGGCAGAGUCAUCUUAGUUUUCGUUCAUCCAAUUAAACAUCAUUAGAUUUAUCCUGAAGAUACUUACUGAUGCACUGAGGUGAAUUUUGAGUUGCUUGUAGUAUCAUUGUCCUAUAUGUUGUAUGACAAGUAUAGAUGAGUUGAAGGAGUGAUCUAUAUAUAGAUAUACUUUGAAGCUCUUUCUUUGAUGGUAUGUGUUUUAGACUAGUUCCAUCUGUUGCCUGAUCCGGUGUACUUUAUUUCUAUAUGCAUUUCAAGGAAGGCCACAAGUUAUUGUUUCAA
Molecule: messenger RNA, 1233 nt
Organism: Beta vulgaris subsp. vulgaris (sugar beet)
Lineage: Eukaryota; Viridiplantae; Streptophyta; Magnoliopsida; Caryophyllales; Amaranthaceae
Product: stromal cell-derived factor 2-like protein
Exons: 6
Coding region: 306-968 (220 amino acids)
Source: RefSeq, a predicted model, not a curated record